AGUAGUCAAAACGUAAAACAACUACACAUCAUUCCAGAGCGAAUCGUCGACUGGAUAACAAAUUGGAGCGGCUGUGACGUGGCGUGUACCCACAGUUUCGUGCUAGCUGGAACGCCCGAGAGGAAAUUGACAGCAACAGGACAAUAACGGAAAAGAGUUAAAAUUGGUUAAUCAGAGAAAAGUAUUCUGUCCCUUUGUGUGUGUCAGUGUAUUCGUGAAAGAGAAUCCAACGCACCACACAACCAGUGCUGUACAGUACAUGCCAGCGUGGCAUCAUCAUCAACAGCAACUCCAAUCAACUACUCGCCAAUUCCAACAUUCCCAGCAAUCGGCCUGCUCGCGCCCAAUGCGACACUAGCAUGGCAGCAUGUGCACCGAACGGAGUAUCCUGUAUCGUUUUUAUAAUACUUUAAUUUUUAUGUACCUGAUCUACGUUACCCGUUCGUUUGGUGUGAUCCUCGAAGAAUACGUUGUGGACCAGGGACGCAACCUGACACUUCGUUGCGAUUCUAGUCAUCCGGUGAAAUGGGUUCGCGAAGGGCGACGAGAAGACGUGAGACAGCUUCAGAUGGAUGGGUCGCUAGUGCUGACAAAUUUAAGUGCCCAGGACAGUGGGCAGUACACGUGUGCGGCUGCCGUGACUACCCUCACCACUGUCGCCGAGAACGAGGAUUCCAGAGAAGACAAUACCACUCGCGCCAAUAUUAGCACGAGUCAGGCCAUUACUCAAGACGAAUUGAGUCGUGUCGAAUCAUACGCCAGUUACGAAAACGCAACUGGCAAAGAGAUAACACAACAAGAAGUGGAAAACGUCGUAGAUAGGGUGAAGCAUCAGAAAGAAGAGAUUGUAAAGGGUAACCGGGAAGCAUCGUCCCACCAGAUGGAGAACUUUGUCGAGUUGUUGAAGGUGAACGUAAAAGUGCGGACACCACCGUUGGCGGUUUCAAAUUUUUACGUACGGGCUUCCACCAUCAUCGCGGUGCUGGUGUGGGAAGUGUUGCCGAAUAGGACGGGAGGCUAUGCCAUACGUGACUUCACCGCCGAGAUGCGCCGAAUGCACGAUACUGAUGAUUCUAGGGAUAUAGACGAAGACAUACCUGAGCUGCCUUGGGAGACGAUCGAUCCGCGCCACAUCAGUCCGAACGCGCGUCAGCUAGAAAUCUACCAUCUAAUACCCAACACGACGUAUGAAUUUCGUAUCUGGGGUAAUAAUCAGCUUGGAGCCGGUGAGGUUGUCACUAUCUUGGCUACGACACAACCGCGCAUGGAAGAGAAAGAUCUUGUCCGGCGUAUUAUGAUCGACGCCAAGAACUUUGAUACUCGUGUUUGGAUAGCCGCGGUUGGCAUCGUGAUGGGUACACUCUUUAUCUUGUCGCUCGGGACCUGCAUUGUGCUGUACAAGGAGUGCCAUGAGCCAGCCGUGGCAGACAAAGAGGAAGAAUUGGACAGCCUGGAGCUGGUGCCGAACAUCAUCCUGAAUCCGGGCUUCUGUGACUCGGACGACCAGGGUCAGCAGCCGCUCUCUCCGCCUAUGCCUCACACUCCACCGCGUCAUCACUACAGUCCACAGCGUUACCUCGUGGGCGGUCGGGGGGGAGAAGCAGGGUGCCACCCGCUGGGUUGCGGUUCGUCCACCCUUAGUAACGGCACCAUUGCGAAUCGAGGUACUCGCCCGGAUGCCUGUGAUGCCGACGACGACGACGAAGGCGAAGACGAGCCUAUGACAUUCAGCCGCCGAAUGUCGAUCUUCUUCACCGGAAACACUAUCAAGCGGAUUUGAAUGAAUGAUUUUUUGGAGGACAGCGUACCAUGGCUGAGUACGCUGACCACAUUGGGGGAUCCUUGCUUCGUCUUUUUCCCAAGCUUACCCUUUAAGCAUCUACUUAAAAGCUUCUCUAACUCUUUCUUUUUCUAUCACUCAUUCGCUCGUUCUGGCUGUGAAAAUGGUGAAACUUGUCCCGGUUUUGUAAUGGCUCCGUUUUUGCGAGAUGUGCCUUGCUUUUCUCCGUUCCCACUUCCCCCCUCGCUUUCAUAGGAUAGGGUUUCCCCAUGUGCUGAUAAGUUGUAGAUUUUUUAAAGGUUGGAUAAAGUGUAACAGGCCAUGUGUGGGAGAGUGGAGAGAGAGACAUGCAGAUGCACCAUACUGUCAACAGUUCGACUUCUAAGAAAUAUUGAUUACAGCUACCUUUUUUUGGGAAUAUAUUUUUCUGAUUGUUCUUGAACCACAUAUAACAGUCUGGUGUUUAUUGCUAUUGUCAUAGCAACUUUGUUGUACUCUGAUUUGCUUGCGUCACCAACAACAACAGCUAUUGUUACUUUUCAAUAAUACCCAUGUUUUAUCUAAAAAGAGUCAUGUGAAAAUGUGAAAAUUCCUUUUUGGACGUUCGACGCAAAUCUUUUUUUAAAUAGUUUUUCCAUAUUUUCUACUUGAACAUCGGCUGAAAUGAAGAAUCAUGUUUGCAUAGAAGAAGUUGUAAAAUAAACAGACAGGCGAACAUAUUGAAAAACGGUGAAAGGAUCAAAAUGAUCGUUCAAAAACAUAUGUAUCCAAUAGUCACAAUUUUAAUGACAAUGGAUGCUUUGAUAAUAAUAAAAUAAAAAAAGGAGAAAAUAAAAGGAAAGAAACAACCCCGUUGAAUUUACCUUUAAAUGUGAUAAGGAGCAGGAUUGCGUCCCCGCGUGAAAGACGCCGUGCCGCAGAUUACACAUAGCUGCUUCCUUUCACUUUUGUUGUUGUACAAUAAGAAAUUUACCGGUUUAUGCCGAAUGUGAAUUAUUAGUUUGCAUUGAAAAUAAUACCAACCCUAAACAACAUUGGUUACAACAAUGAAAUGAUUUUCGAACACUAAUAAAGAUGAAAGAGCACCCAAAAGGUUUUUACCAUUGAUUGCUCUUCUUCGUCUUGUUGUUGGAAUGUUGUUCAAUUUACAGGUUCAACACGCUUUGCUUUAUGAACGCUUGGCUUGAACCAAAAAAAUGAAUAUUCGUGAAAUCGCAGCGACAACGCGCAAAGCAACUCAAAAUAAUGUACUCGCAACACCGGCUAUACCAAUCACAAAUAAAGUAAAUAACUACCGUAAUUGUUGAGCUACUCAGAACCAUUGAGCUUGGAGAAGCAGAAAUAAAAAACAGAAAAUACAAAAUAUCGAAAACAAAUAUCACAUACACACAUAAAACCAACAUUUCCACUCAUGAGAACUUGGAAUAACGUUAAACCAAAAAUAGUAAAAUGAAAGCGGAGCUGUUUUAUCGUGGACAUUGUUGCGACACAAAAAGACACAUCACCACUACGUCACAUGUUAGAUAACCGCAAAACAACAAAUAAAUAAAGAUGUUUAAAAAGCAUACGCAUUAGUAAUAUACAUGAUGCAAGAGCAAGAAAAUUAACAAAAGAAGAAAACAAACAUAAAAGAAAACAUCACUUUACUGAGCAUUAUUACGGUGUGCGGGUACAUCGUAUGCAUGGCGGAUGUAACGGAAGCUGUUUAAUGUUGCAAUCUUAUACAGCAACUUCGCCGCAACCUAAAUCGAGUGAGAAUCGAGCAGAGUAUAGACGACAGCCAGUGCUAUAUUAGAUAAGUAUUUAAAUACAGCAAUACGCAAUAGAUAAAAAAUCAAAACACCUUAAUCUAGGAACGGGAAAACGUUGAUCAAUAAUUGACGUUGAAACAAUAAAAGCAUAAAACAAUACAGCUAUUUUUACUAGCCGCUUUCUUGGAUCGAUUGCUACAUGUAUUAGCACUGGAGCUGAGUUGUACAUUAUCUACAGAUAAUUCUGAAGCUUUGAAGAUUUCGUUAAAACAGUUGUUUGCCUCGUUUAUAUUAAGAAUUCAAUCAAUGAGAAAGGGAUAGAGUUUAUAAUCUAUCUAUAAACUAUAACUACCCUUCUCGCUUUUGUCGCUUUGGAGGUGUGGGACUACGCGAAACCAUAAGGCAAAAACUAAAGUGAGGUUAAAACAUGUGUAUAGGUCUAUUUUUGAUCUGUUUAGCGGAGUCGACCCCCGCUGAUAGAGCAGUC
Messenger RNA from Anopheles cruzii, 4018 nucleotides. RefSeq lists its product as uncharacterized. Lineage: Eukaryota; Metazoa; Arthropoda; Insecta; Diptera; Culicidae. The coding region runs from base 368 to 1780 and encodes 470 amino acids. The record is from RefSeq and is a predicted model, not a curated record. Gene Ontology annotation, molecular function: protein binding. The transcript has 7 exons.